Molecule: messenger RNA, 498 nt
Organism: Pistacia vera
Lineage: Eukaryota; Viridiplantae; Streptophyta; Magnoliopsida; Sapindales; Anacardiaceae
Product: transcription termination factor MTERF15, mitochondrial-like
Exons: 1
Coding region: 1-498 (165 amino acids)
Biological process (GO): regulation of DNA-templated transcription; chloroplast organization
Cellular component (GO): chloroplast
Molecular function (GO): double-stranded DNA binding
Source: RefSeq, a predicted model, not a curated record
AUGGGAUUCAAUCCUUCAACCAUUGCAUUUAUGGACGCACUCAUAACGGUUGCGGGCAUGACCGAAAAUUCCUGGGAACAAAAACGGAAGGUUUAUAGGAGUUGGGGUUGGUCUGAAAAUGAAUUCUGGUUAGCUUUUAGAAGCCAUCCCAGAUGUAUGACUCGGUCUGUGGAGAACAUAAAUACCAAAAUGGACUUUUUUGUGAACAAGAUGGGUUGGCAACCUUCAGCGGUUGCUAGAACCACUAGGGCUUUAUGUUGUAGUUUGGAGAAGACAAUCAUCCCGAGAUGCAGAGUUUUAAGGGUUUUGUUGUUUAACGACUUGAUUAAGAAUAAUUUGAGUAUGUCUUCUGUGCUGAAGGCCACUGAAAAGCACUUCAUAGACAAAUUUUUGUCCAAGUAUCAGGAACAGGUUCCACAACUAUUUGAUAUAUAUCAAGGGAAAGUUGAUCUUCCAGAACUAGGCAUUGGAUUUGAGCAAAAACCUGAGGCAAACUAA